GAGCUCCGAGGGCUCCUUUGCUCCGCGGAGGUCAGCGGGAGAGGGGAGUCACGAGCCCGGGAGCGCCCAGAGAAGAAGACCCCAGAGUCCGAAGGCAUCUGGAGAGGCCCGAGCCUUUGGCAGGAUGACUUUGGGAGUCUUCGCAAAUUGUACCUUCUGUUUGAAAGUCAAGCACUUACCUCUUCAACAGAAGAAAAAGCUACAAACUGACAUUAAGGAAAAUGGUGGAAAUGUUUCCUUUUUAUUAAAUCCUCAGUGUACACAUAUAAUCUUAGACAGUGCUGAUGUUCUGAGUCAGUACCAACUUAAGUCUAUCCAAAAGCACCAUAUCCACAUUGUAAACCUGGAUUUUGUAUGGGAAUCUAUCAAAGAAAGGAGACUCUUGGAUGUAAAGAAUUACAAUCCUAACAAGUCACUGGACAGCACACCACCUCCUUGUCAAGAGGCAAGCAGUUCUGAUGUGAAGACAGAUAAGCUUUGCCUGGAUAAUGCCACAGAGACAGAGAGCAUCGUGAAACUUACUAAGUUUUAUAUUGAGAAUGUUGAAAUUCCUCAUUUUCCUCAAGAUUUUGAAGUUGCGAAGUAUGACAUCUUGGAAAAAGUGGGGCCCCAGGGAGGUCAGGAAACUGCCGUGGUGGAGUUGCAGUGCUCCCAAGACCCAGGGGACCCUGCCUUCCUCAUAGCUGCACACUUCCUCCUGGCCGGUGGCACUGAGCCUAGAAAUCAGUUCUCUGUAAAGUACAGCUCUGCGGAUGCAAGUGAGUACUACGAAAAUUACAUUGAAGAGCUGAAGAAACAAGGAUUUCUACUAAGAGAAUCUUUUACCCCUGAAGCCACCCAAUUAGCAUCUGAAAAAUUGCAAGCAUUGCUACUGGAGGAGGUAAUACAUUCAAGUACUCUGAGCCAAGAAGUGAGCGAUCUACUGGAGAUGAUUUGGACAGAGGCGCUGGGCCACCUGGAGGACACACUCCUUGAGUCCAUGAGCAGGAUCAGUCUUAAUGAUGUGAGCAAGGCAGAGGGAAUUCUCCUUCUAGUAAAGCAAGCACUGAAAAAUGGAGAGACAGAAGAGCAAUUGCAAAAGAUGAUGAGUGAGUUCUACAGACUAAUACCUCACAGAGGUUCAACAACAGAAAAGGUUAACCUGAGACUAUUAGCCAAGAAAGAGGACCUCUGCCAGCUAAUAAGAGACAUGGUUAAUGUCUGUGAAACUAAUCUUUCCAAACCUAACCCACCAUCUCUUGCCAAAUACCGAGCUUUGCGAUGCAAGAUUGAGCAUGUAGGACAGAACACAGAGGAGUUUUUAAGACUUAGAGAAGAGGUGUUGCAAAAUAAUCACAGUAAAACACCAGUGGACAUCCUGCAGAUAUUUAGAGUUGGAAGAGUGAAUGAAAGCACAGAGUUUCUGAGCCAGCUGGGCACUGUGAAGCCCUUGCUGCACGGCUCUCCUGUGCGGAGCUUUGUGGGAAUCCUGUCCCGGGGGUUGCUUUUGCCCAAAGUAGUUGAAGAUCAUGGAGUAAAAAGAACAGACAUUGGAAAUCUUGGGAGUGGAAUAUAUUUCAGCGAUUCAAUCAGUACAAGUAUUAAGUACUCGCUCCCAGGAGAGACAGAUGGCACAAGACUCUUGGUCGUCUGUGAUGUUGCCCUCGGGAAGUGCAUGGACUUACAUAAGAAAGACUUUUCCUUAACAGAAGCACCACCAGGUCAUGACAGUGUCCAUGGGGUCCGUAAAACAGCCACCAACAGCACGGACUUUGAGGAUGAUGAAUUUGUUGUAUAUAAAACCAGUCAAGUUAAAAUGAAAUAUAUUAUUAAAUUUUGUAUACCUGGAGAUGAAGUAAAGGACUUUCAUCCUUGUAACAAUACUGAAUUAGAGGAACACACACCUGAGAUUUCAAAUUUUUCAAAGGUUGAAGAUUACCAGUUACCAGACACUGAACCUUUUAGCAGCAUCAAGGCUGGUCUCCAGGACACCUGUGGAAAUUCAGUUCCGCUUGAGGACCUGCAUGUCAAGGGGAAAAUAAUAGACUUUGUAGCCCAGGUUACUGUUUUUCAGACAUACACAAAUCAGAGUAAUGUACCCAUUGAGGCAAAAUAUAUUUUUCCUUUGGAUGAUAAGGCAGCUGUGUGUGGUUUUGAAGCAUUCAUCAAUGGGAAGCACAUAGUGGGAGAGAUCAAAGAGAAGGAUGCUGCCCAUCAAGAAUACCGAGAAGCCAUCAGUCAAGGCCAUGGUGCUUACCUGAUGGACCAGGAUGUACCCGAUGUUUUUACUGUAAGUGUUGGAAAUUUACCCCCCAAAGCUAAGGUUCUUAUCAAAAUUACCUACAUCACGGAACUCAGCAUCCAAGGCACCGUAGCCAUCUUCUUCAUGCCGGCCACCGUUGCACCCUGGCAACAGGACAAAGCUUUGAAUGAAAACAUCCAGGAUACAGUAGAGAAGAUUUGUAUAAAAGAAAUAGGAACAAAGCAAAGCUUCUCUCUCAGUAUGUCUAUUGAAAUGCCAUAUGUGAUUGAAUUCCUUUCUAGUGAUACACAUGAACUGAAAAAAAAGAGUACAGACUGCAAAGCUGUGAUUAGCACCAUGGACAGGAGCUCCUUAGACAGCAGUGGAUUUUCUCUCCGCAUUGGUUUGUCCGAUGCAUAUCUCCCAAGAAUGUGGGUUGAAAAACAUCCAGAAAAGGAAAGCGAGGCUUGUAUGCUCGUUUUCCAUCCAGACCUCAACAUCACCUUCCCUGAUGCAGCCGAGGAGAGUGAAAUGGUUAUAUGUCUCGACUGCUCCAAUUCCAUGGAGGGUGUGACAUUCUUUCAAGCCAAGCAAAUUGCCUUAUAUGCACUGUCCUUGGUGGGUAAGAAGCAGAAGAUAAACAUUGUCAAGUUUGGUUCAGGAUACAAGGAGUUAUUUCCAUUUCCUAAGUUCAUCACAAGCAGUGACAUGCCAGCUGAGUUCAUUAUGUCUGCCUUGCCUACCAUGGGAAACACCGACUUCUGGAAAACGCUUCGAUAUUUAAGUUUACUGCCCCCCUCUCAAGGGUUAAGGAACAUCCUUCUCAUAUCUGACGGCCACCUGCAGGAAGAGCGCCUGACUCUGCAGCUUGUGAAGAGGCAUGUGCAGCACACCCGGCUGUUCUCCUGCGGGGUUGGUUCAACAGCAAAUCGUCAUAUCUUAAGGAUUCUGUCCCAAUGUGGUGCUGGACUGUUUGAAUAUUUUAACUCAAAAUCCAAACAUAGUUGGAAAAAACAGAUAGAAGACCAGAUGACUCGGUCACAAUCCCCAAGCUGCCACACGGUCUCUGUGAAAUGGCAUCAGUUCAGUGCAGACACACCGGAGCCCCUUCAGGCCCCAGCGCACGUGCAGGCUUUGUUCCACAAUGACCGGCUCCUGGUCUACAGCUUUACUCCUCAUUGUACUCAGGCAACUCUGUGUGCAUUAAUUCAAGAAAAAGAAUUUUCUACGAUGGUAUCAACUACUGAACUUCAGAAGACAACCGGAACUAUGAUUCACAAGCUGACAGCACGAGCCCUGAUCAGAGAUUAUGAAGAUGGCAUUCUCCACGAAAAUGCAACCGAUCAUGAGAUGAAGAAGCAUAUCCUAAAAUCUCUGAUUAUUCGACUCAGUAAAGAAAACUCUCUCAUAACACAAUUUACAAGCUUUGUAGCUGUUGAGAAAAGGGAUGGUAAUGAGUCACCUUUUCCUAGUACUCCAAAUAUUUUGGAACUUAUUGCCAAAGAAGAUGUAGAUUUCCUGCCAUACAUGAACUGGCAGGAAGAGCACCCAGAUACCAGCAUACCCCAGGCUCUUUCAGCAUCUUCUGAAUGGCACGAAGAACUGCAACUUAAAUGUUCAACUAAAAAAAGACAUAAAUCAUCUAAGCUGGAAGGUUUUGAAGGUUUUGAAGAGUUCAGCUUAAGUUCCCACCUACCAGAAAAACCUUUAACACUCAAUUUGGAAUGUAGAGAUGUGGAAAUGCCAUUGGAUUUAAGUCAGAUAGAUUCAUUUAAGCACUCAGGAACUAAACCAUUAUUUACAAAAGUCAUUUCACCAAAAAUAGUUGUUUCUGACUCUUUUGCUGCCCCAUGUUCAACCAGUUUCCUAGCUGCUUCCCCUAUUGAGUCUUCUUCCCGCCGUCCUCUCAGCUCACUUCCUCUGAGCCCUCUUUUUGGUACUCUUGCUAGUCCCAAACCAUUUGGUCCAGCUAAGAAUGACGAUGGCCUUAAAACAGGCCAUUUUACUGGCAUUUCUUUCAAGGUGGAUUCUCCUCCCAGCCUACCUCCCCAGAAGGAGCCACCUUCUGGAUCUUUUACUGGUUCUGCUUUCUCAGGUCACCUGUUUAGCUGCAGUGAGUCUUAUGUACCUAAAAUGUCAGAAGAACCUCAGUUCUGUGCUGCUGACAGUUCCCUAGACUUGGACUUUCCUCUGCAGCAGAAUCUUUUGUUCUCUCCUCCUACACUCCCUCCCCCUGGUCCACCCAGAGGGUUUGACUUUCAGCUUCUUUCUGGUUCUUCUCUUCCGUUUCCAAAUUCCCCAGUUCCCCUGAGCACCAGUUACAAGCAGCCAAUACAUCAAACUGGCUUCAUUCUCCAUGAGCCGUCUCCAUCAUUUAAGGCUUUUCCAGCAUCUGGGGCUUCUUUAUCAAAUAUUUCUGUGAGAACUGCAUUAUCAGAUUCUCUCCCAGAUACGUGUUUGGCCGACUUAAGUUCUUCUAAAACAAAAAGUGAUGAAACACCAGGGUUUCUGGCAAGUAGGUUUACAAAAAAGGUAAAAAAAUCUUGUAUAGAAAGAAGCAGCUUUCUGAUGGUAAAUAGGGAGGAUGACACAGGCUGGAAAAAAAGCUGGAAGAAUUUUAUGGCUGAGUCUGAACUCUUCCGUCUGCAAACUGAGGAUGGCUUCUGGAAACUUACACCAGCACUGGGAUUUAUAUUAAAUCUUAAUACAACUAUUUUAAACAGUUUUCUUGAACAAAAAGGCAUUCGGUCUCUAGGCAUCAAAGGAAGAGAACAUCUUCUGGACCUGAUUGCCACUCUUCUUGUACUGCAGUUUCUUCGCACCAGGUUGGAACAAAUGGGAAUAGUCUUCAAAUCCCUAAUGAAAUUGGACGAUGCCUCCAUUUCCAGGAAUAUUCCCUGGGCUUUUGAGAAAAUAAAGAAAGCAAGCGAAUGGGUAAGAAGAACAGAAGGACAAUAUCCAUCUAUCUGCCAAAGGCUUGAAUUGGGUAAAGACUGGGACUGUGCCACUAAACAACUAUUGGGAAUCCAACCCAUGAAUACCACCUCUCCUCUUCACAGAGUUCUUAAUUAUGGUCAAGGCUAAAACAGAUGAAGCUGUGUUUUAAACUUUUUCAUGCUUCUACCUAUAAAAUAAAUAUUAAUAGAUACCUAUAAUGAAAUUUAAUUAUGGUUUUAUCAAAUAUAGCAAUGUCACUUCAAAAUAAAUGGAAGCAGAAUUGAUUUAAUGAACAAGCGUUAAUAAAGUAAAAAUUACAGUAGUACAGAUUUCUUGUAUUUACAUGUUUUAAGGUGGUAAGACACAUUUGGAUAGUCCUUGAAGCUUGUUGCUUGUCCCCUUUGAGGAGUCUGGACUGAGCAAGCUGGGAAGAAACAAGGAUCUUUGGCUGAUGUCCACAUUCCCAUUUCCAGGGUCCUGGAUAUCCAGACCUUGACUGUGGAUCCUCAAUACUCCUAUUUCUUAGACAAACUGUAUGUCCUGAGCAAUGCUUUCAUGGCUCUUGCUUUUGGUGUUGGAAUCUCAAAUCUUAUCACCAAACCAAGGUCAUCUAAAUUUUCACCUAUGUUCUGGAAGUUUUAUGGUUGUGAUUUUACAUUUAGGUCUAUGAUCCAUUUUCAUUUACUUUUUGUGAGAAGUGUAAGGUCCACUUUCCUGCACACUACCCCUCCUAGGCCAUUAACGUCUACCUUUACAUAAAAUUCCAGUUUCUUAAGGAUACAGUCUGGCUAUCUUCCUACCUACCAUUGCUGCCAUUCACCAACUGUCCAGCACUGCCCCUCAUUCACAUGGUUCAGGAUUUCCCUUCCUGCUGUUAGUCCUGCCUUCAUCUUCAUUGACUUCCAACAUCCUGAUGUGUGACCAACCCAUCCUUACUCCCUGGGCUUGAACUGCAGCUUGUGAUCCUGUUGGUACCCCAAAACAAGAGGCUUGUGAGGAAUUGCCAUGGGGCCUUCUCCCACCUGCCUUUGUGUCUCCCUGGAAGGCUAUUAUGAGAUGGUUUCUUGUCACCUCCUAGUUCUGAUAGGUAUGAAGCUUAGAAUACAACUGCAGACUAAAAAAAAAACAAAACCUAGCUAGAAUCAGUUCCUCAACAAUGUGUUCCACAACUCAUGUCCCAAUUAUCUAGCUCCUUUGGGAGUAUGGGACAAGGGGAGAUGGUAUCUUUUACUAUUCUUCCACUUGUUGUUUAUAUAAGUAAUAAAUCAUCCAAAUCUACAGUAGCUUGUUUAUCUUUACUGACAGAAUCAGUCCGGUCUUGGCCUUGGCUUUGGCCUUGCCUACUUGCCAUAAUCACAGAAGAUAAACAAUGUUUUCAUGGUUUAUUAGAUUAAGGGAUUUAAAAGAUUGAUAAGACCCAGUAACAGAAUAGGUGAGUACAGAUACUUCCUUACUGGAAACAUUAUACUAAAACAAAAUUUUGCAAUUCAAGUAUUUAUCAAAAUUUAAAUCACUACCCUCUUUUGACCUAUAAAUUUCACUGAAAGGAAUUCUACUUCCAGAAAUUCACCUUAAAGAAAUAUGGACACACACACAGAAAGACGUACCGUACACUAAAACUCAUUUUAAAAUUAUAUAAUUGGGUAUUUGUAUUACAUAAAAAUCUAUCAUGUCAUAUUCCAAAGUGGUUACCUUUGAGUAGACACUUUAUUUCUAUUUUAUAUAUUUUGGGUUAGUUGAGAAAUUUGUACAAUUACUUAAAUUUUUUAUUUCAAGAUUUAAAAUAUUUUGCCACAUUUUUAUGAAUUUAGAACAUUCUUCUCUUUCUUUUUCUGCUGUUGACUUGUUGAAGAAACAGGGUCAGUUGUAUGCCCUAUAGUAUGUCCCAAGUUCUGGACUUGUCCAUUUGUUUCCUUUUCUCUUUCCUCGUGUUUCUUAUCUGACUGGAAAUUAAGUCUAAAGUCCUAAGUAGAUUAAGGAUCAAUAUUUUUGUCCACAGAAGCCACGGAGUCUGGAUGUUGUUCUACUAUUAACAAUGCUCACAUUGAUAAAUGGGUUUCCAGUGAUGGUGUGUUUUCCCAAAAUCUGUGGAGAAAUACUUUGGCAUCCAGUUCCUAACCCAGCUUUCACCUAACAGUUUUGUCACCUGAAUCAUUUUCAUGAAAUAUUGUGAUUCUCUUUUCUAAACUUAUUAGCUGGAAUCCUUCGAAAAUAAUGAGCUUUUCCCCAUCAACUAAUGGUAUUUGGUUAUAUUUUUAAAAACUUAUUUUACAAAAUGUAUCUAAUUAUUACAAUUGUUGUAUCUUCCUUUUAUAGACUGAAUCCUUGGAAGGCAGACUCUGCUCAUUAUAUUCCUAAUGCCUAGUACUGUCCAUUUUGUAAGCUCAGCAAAUGACAAAAUAAUGCACCAACUCAAAGCUGAUUGUUUUUAGCUGCACCACCUCAAAGAUGUGUUGCUCAUGGAGUAUUCUUUAGUUAACCUCAUAGUUAAAUUUAAAAAGUUAAUCUUGUAGAUUAAGCAAACCGUUGGAAGAAACAAAAAUAAAAUGCUUGCUGUCAUAAAGACUUUAUUUGCAGUUCCAAGUGAGAAAAACAUUUACACUUAAGUGGACUUUUCCUAGCAACUUUGGGUUACUACAUUGUUUAUCAUUCACAAUCUGGAGAAGAUAAUUUUAACACAUCCUCUGAUAGUUUUUUAUUUUUCAAUUACAGUUUACAUUCAAUACUAUUUUGUAUUAGUUUCAGAUGUACAGUUUAGUGUGAUCAGAGAGAGGAUCACAUACUUUACAAAGUGGUCCCCGAAUACAUCUAGUACCCACCUUCUGACAGACCUAGGUAGGCCUAGCAGGAAUGGAAAAUCAGGCGGGAAAACUGUACUGUGGUUAACUGUACCCUGGGAAAACGCCUGCCGACCCUACCCAGGAGAGACAGAUGCCUGGCUACGAUUGGGGUCCGAGGUCGGCCUAUGCGGCAUAACAGGACGCACGCAGCUUUAACUUGAGCCUGACAACAUGUAUCAAGAACAAUGGUCAACAGAAAUGGCACCCAGCAACCAGCUCUAGCCAAUCAGACUCUGACAACCCAAUCAGUACCCCUCGUGGGUUUUUGCGGUUAAAACCCUGCCCUAAGCGCGUCCUAACCUCCCUUGGUUGGCUCCACUUUCCCUCUUAUUCCCCGCUAAUAAAUCCUGCUCCUUA
Molecule: messenger RNA, 8355 nt
Organism: Artibeus jamaicensis (Jamaican fruit-eating bat)
Lineage: Eukaryota; Metazoa; Chordata; Mammalia; Chiroptera; Phyllostomidae
Gene: PARP4
Product: poly(ADP-ribose) polymerase family member 4
Exons: 34
Coding region: 125-5305 (1726 amino acids)
Molecular function (GO): NAD+ poly-ADP-ribosyltransferase activity
Source: RefSeq, a predicted model, not a curated record